GAAAAUAGCUAUCUCAAGUCUCAACCCUAUGGACGUUUCCCGAGCGGAGACUUACUGGGCCACAUUUUAAGCUUAUGACCGGAUUCUCACCAUGGCAGGUCUUUAACCGCGAGGCAAGCCGGGUAGUUCCCGUUUUAUGUCCGUCGCCACAUUGGGCGCAUGUUCCCCAGGAGAUGCGUGUUGAGGCCUCAGCCAGGUCAUAAGGAUGCCACGCAGAGCCCACAAAAAGUCGCGCAACGGCUGCUUGGAAUGUAAACGGCGCCAUAUCAAAGUGAGUGCGACGGAGGCGUGCGACGAGAAGCAGCCGUUAUGCUCCAACUGCCGUUCCUCUGAGCGCUUUUGCGAAUACGCGGAUCCAUUUGUGCGCUCUGUGCCUCCUCGAUCCAGCAAUUCCUCGACCCCGUCCCCGGCUGGCCCAAUGACGAAUGAGCUGCUGUCAUCGGGUCAUCUUCCAGUCCCACUCCCACCUGUCAAUUUGAUCCAUGUUGAGCUCCUCUACAACCUCACCGUGGAGACUCUCCCCUCUCUGGCCGGUGCUACCAGCUGGAUUACGUCCACAGAUCUGCUGGCUUUUAGUGCCUUGCAUUUGAGCAUAUCGCGUCCAGCAGACAGAGAGCGCUAUCGGCGUUAUGCAGCCCAGCUACAAACACAUGCCUUGGAGAUCUACAAUCAAAUGAGUUCCGAGGUCACUACAAAGACUUGCGUCCCAUUGUUCCUUUUCUCGUGCAUGCUCGGCAUGCACAUGCUCUGCGACGUCUUGGUUUACCGCGAAAAUAGCAGCUUUGACGGGUUUCUCGAUCGGUAUGUGCAUUCCUUCAGACUCCAACUCGGUAUUCGCGCUGUGAUUUCCGGAUCCUCGUGGGAAAUGCUGCGCGAGUCUAUAUUGCGGGCACCGCUUCAAAAUGGGGAGAUCUCAUUCAAUUGGGACGUGGAAAUGAGGCCCCAGUGCCAGAGGCUUAUCGAGCUCAUUGAAUCAGCCAAGUUAGGCGAUGCCAUCACCUCUACCUAUCGACAUGCGAUCAUGGCCUUGAACGUGGCAAUGAACGCGGCCGUUGGGCCCACAACUCAAAAUAUCAACGGCAUUACUGGAUGGACCGUCAUCGUCAAUCCCGAGUAUGUCGAAUACUUGGUGCUACGCCGGCCCGAAGCCCUUGUGAUUCUGGCGCAUUACGCUGUUCUGAUUCACUGGCAUCGAGGUUUGUGGCUGUUUGGUGAUAGCGGCCGGUUCUUGAUCGAAUCCAUCAGCAACCACCUCGGUCCGGACUGGGCUCAGUGGUUGGAGUGGCCGAACCGGUUCUUGAGGGAGACGGAUGUGAAUAGCCAAGGUACUAAUGUAUCGUGA
Aspergillus heteromorphus CBS 117.55 is the source of this 1342-nucleotide messenger RNA. RefSeq lists its product as uncharacterized. Gene Ontology annotation, molecular function: DNA-binding transcription activator activity, RNA polymerase II-specific; zinc ion binding. Bases 206 to 1342 code for a protein of 378 amino acids. The transcript is spliced from 4 exons. Lineage: Eukaryota; Fungi; Ascomycota; Eurotiomycetes; Eurotiales; Aspergillaceae. Gene Ontology annotation, biological process: regulation of transcription by RNA polymerase II. The record is from RefSeq and is a predicted model, not a curated record.